GGCCUAUUUUGUGAAAUCUUUCAAAAUCUUCUCAUCCAUAACCAUUGGGCAUAGGGCUAUCAAAUUUGGUAUGUAGAGACAUCUAAUAGUCCUCUACCAAAUUUGUUCAAAUUAUGCCCCUGGUGUCAAAUUUGAAACUGCCCGGGGGUCACAAAAUUUAACAUAUGCUUAUAUAGGAUCUAUUUUGUGAAAACUUUACAAAUCUUUUUGUCCAUAACCAUUGGGCCUAGGGCUACCAAAUGUGGUAUGUAGUGACAUCUUAUAGUCCUCUACCAAGUUUGCUCAAAUUAUGUCCCUGGGGUCAAGUUUGACCCUGCCCCGAGGGUCACAAAAUUGAACAUAUGUUUAUAUGAGGCCUAUUUUGUGAAAACUUAAAAAAUCUACUUGUCCAUAACUGUAUGGCAUAGUGCUACCAAAUUUGGUAUGUAUUGACAUGUAUUAUCUUUUCUUAGUUUGUUCAAAUUAUGCCCCUGGGGUCAAAUUUGAAACUGCCCCGGGGGUCACAAAACUUAACAUAUGCCUAUAAAUGGCUAAUUGAGGGUAAACUUUAAAAAUCAUUCUUGUCCAUAACCAUUGGGCCUAGGGCUACCAAAUUUGGUAUGAAGUGACAUCUUAUAGUCCUCUACCAAGUUUGUUCAAAUUAUGCCCUUUGGGUCAAAUUUGACCCUGACCCGCAGGUCACAAAAUUGAACAUUAUAUACACUUCUUUCUUGCUUAUUUUGUGAAAACUUUAAAAAUAUUCUUGUCCUUAACUCUAGGAUCUAGGGCUACCACAUUUUGUAUGUAGUGAGAUAUAGUAGUUCUCUAUGUGUCCAAUAAUUAUGUUGAUGAAGGUGGCAGUGGUAAUGACUUGAUAUGUCUGUGAGAUAUGAAUGCCAAAGUCUUCGUUUUACAUAACAUGAAUUUUUAUGUAAAAGUGGUGGUUCUUCAUAAAUUCUACAUGUUCUUUGCAAAUGAUGACCUCUACAAAGUUGUUCCAGGAGUACCAUAUUGCCUGACAAUCUUUUGUUUUAUUGUUAGCUUAAACUGUACUUGAUUCUAGCAUGCCACUAUACUUCUUUGAAGUAAUUUGAGCAAAUUUCUCACUGUUUAGUACUGUAUACAUUGUUUAAGGUACAUUAUAAUUUCACAUUUUGUAGGUGGACUUCAAUAUGUAUGAUCUACUUAUGCUGCCGCAAUGUAAAGGCAACAAUCACUGGGUUUUGCUGGUUGCAAGUGUUAUGUCCAGGACUGUAACCAUUUACGACUCGUUGGGUGGUAACAACAAGGCCUUGUUCGAUUUGUUCUGCAAGUUCAUGUGUCAACGAGCGCAAAUUGUGAAAGAUGGCUUGGAAAAAAUCAGUUCAGAGUUCAAAGCGCCACCUUGCAACAAACAGCGCCAUGGAAAUAGCUGUGGAGUGUUUGCAUUGAUGACUGCCAAAUGUUUGGUCAUGAAAAAGCAUCCCACAAUGUUGUGACAGGCCCAUGAUUCAGUUUUUCGAGACUAGUCGUGAGACGCAGACUUCUGAUUCAUGGAGUGCGGCAAACAUAUCUGUGCGACUCGAUCACUUUACUGUAAAGACCCGCACGGCAUUAAAAUGGAUAUUAUCAAUAUGUGUUGUUGCUCGAAAAUAUGUUUUUGUAGCAGGAAGUGCUUUGGGCUCGAUUAAUCUGAGAACUCAACAAAAUAUUAUUAAAAUCCUUCUGUGCCUUUUAGUUUUGAAAACAGAAGUAGCCAGUUGGUAUUACACAUCUCCUAAACAAGUACAGCACGAUAAAACUUAAGAUUUUAUAAUCCUUAAUUUUUAUAACGUCUUUAUAUCCACACAAAAAUAUUGAUGAUUGUGGUGCUCAGAUUGCAAAACCACUUGUUUGGCAAAAAUAAUGCAGAUGGUUAGAUUAUGAUAAGUGCAAGAAAAAAAGAAUAACUCUGGAGAUAAUAAUUGAUACGAUAAUCAUUGCUUGACAGAAUCACAAUUGACCUAGAUAUUUAUUUAUGUAGUGUUGUAUUUUUCAAUGAGUGCCAUAAGAUUCCAAAAACAUAUUGACUUAAAAUAAAUAAUCCCGAUGGCGUAAA
Messenger RNA from Dreissena polymorpha, 2056 nucleotides. Its product is annotated as sentrin-specific protease 1-like. The record is from RefSeq and is a predicted model, not a curated record. NCBI's taxonomy places the organism in Eukaryota, Metazoa, Mollusca, Bivalvia, Myida, Dreissenidae. The coding region runs from base 1152 to 1457 and encodes 101 amino acids. Gene Ontology annotation, molecular function: cysteine-type peptidase activity; deNEDDylase activity. The transcript has 3 exons. Gene Ontology annotation, biological process: proteolysis.